CCAUCCAAUAUGUCUGGUGGCUUUUAAUUUCUGCCUGUUUUUCGUUGAAUCUGAUGAUUCCUAUAUUUACCAAACAGUUCAUUGCUACAGCAGGAUAUAAAUUUAAACUAAGAUCAUCACUUCAAACCUCUAAAGAGGUAAGGUACCGAUUUUUUAGUUACUUUUACCGGCGAGAAUUUGCCUCCAUAACCGGGCUUGUCAUGGGAGACAAUCAGCUGACCGAUUCUGGAGCCACUCUCGUCGCAGUUUGUCAGAUGAACUCCACCAAUGACGUGGACCGUAACAUGGGAAUUUGCAAAGAUUUAAUAAACAAAGCCAAGUCGAGAGGAGCCAAGUUUGUGUUUUUGCCUGAAUGUUUUGACUAUGUAGGAGAAAACAGCGAACAGUCUUUGUCAAUGGCAGAACCACUGGAGAGUCCAAGAAUGCAAAUUUUAUGUGAAUUAGCAAAAGAACUGGGUGUGUGGCUCUCCCUUGGUGGAUACCAUGAAAAGGGUCCACCAGAUGAUAAGAGGCUGCGUAACUCGCAUGUCAUUGUGAAUGACAGUGGCUCCAUAGUUGCAGUGUAUCGGAAAAUACAUCUGUUUGAUAUUGAUGUGAAAGAUGGACCCAGGCUUAAGGAAAGUGACACCUGUAUCCCUGGUAACCAGAUAGUGCCACCUGUGUCUACCCCUGUGGGGAAUGUUGGCCUUGCCAUUUGCUAUGAUGUACGUUUUCCAGAGCUGUCCCUUAUUUUAGCACAACAGGGAGCCGACAUCUUAACAUUUCCAUCAGCAUUUACUCAGAUCACUGGAUCAGCACACUGGGAGGUUUUAUUAAGAUGUCGUGCUGUGGAGAACCAAUGUUAUGUCAUAGCUGCUGCACAAACAGGACAGCAUAAUGCCAAACGACGGUCUUACGGUCACGCUAUGGUUGUAGAUCCUUGGGGCUGUGUUAUUGCUCAGUGUCAUGAAGGAAAUGACGUGUGUGUAGCAGAAAUUGACCUUGGAUACUUAAACAAGGUUCGGCAACAGAUGCCGUUGAUGAAUCAUCGGAGAACUGAUAUCUAUGGAAGCCUUAAUUCGGGACCGAAGCUUUGAGUAUGUCUUAACUAAAAUGCCCUCGAGGCGAAAAAGAAGUGUUAUCGAUCUCAAUUCAAUUCCAGCUGACUUAGUGAGUAGAAUAGAAAAGAACUGCUAAUAGCACGAAUAUUCCCUACAACAAACUGAUUUAGCCAAGUUUACUUAAUGUAAAUAAUUAUGCACUUCAAUCUUUGACGCCAGUCACUUUCUCUCUCAAUCUAACUCUCCUAAAGCAAGAUAAUUUGGUUUUAUCAACUGUGUUGAUAAUGUAAAUUAGCCACCUUAAAGAGUUUGUAAAGCUGAUGUUUCGAGGGGUAGCUUUCCCGCCGACACAGCACCACAGUUUCUUUAGAAACUUACCCCCCUUUCACCUGAAGCAACUCGAUUUGAACAGAAUG
Molecule: messenger RNA, 1456 nt
Organism: Pocillopora verrucosa
Lineage: Eukaryota; Metazoa; Cnidaria; Anthozoa; Scleractinia; Pocilloporidae
Source: RefSeq, a predicted model, not a curated record